AACCAGCUGUUCUCACUAUCCUGAAAUAAGGACGACUCGACGCUGCAGGUUUUCCGAUCAGCACAUGGAGCGAGUCGGCGGCGCCGAUGCGGUCCUCACCUUCACGGGCCUGGCCGCCGUAACCCUGACGUCCGGCGUGUCCGCUUACAGAGCCGCAGCUGCACGGGACGUCGGCUCCGCGGCGUUCGUGGGCGCCAGCUACACCACGCUGCUGCUUCUCUUCCGCACCCUCCGCGCCUACGAGCGGUUGCCGGCGCCGCCCGCCGGCGCCGGGGCGGCCGACGACGUCGACGACGGCGGCCGCGUCGAUAAUGGAAGGAGGCGUCGGCUAAAACGCGAGGUCUGGGCGCUUUGCACGCUGCUCACCGUGAUGUUCGCAUGGAAGGUGGCCGCGGCGAUGCCCUCCUGGCCCGUCGCCGCCGUCGUGUGGGCGAUGGCGGUGGUCACCGCGGUUGGCGGUUUUCUUGCCUUGUUUCGUCAUCCGUGACGUUGGUGAACGUAAAGCGAUGGAUCGACACCGCCAUGGAUGAUCUAUAUAGCAAGCCCUAACAUCAUAUACUCAAUAAUAAGCAGCUGUGGCGAUAUUUACUUUCUUGCAGGUUAACGGGUAAGUGUUAUGAUUAUUUGGCCAUUUUGGUGUGCAAGAGAGAGCUUGUAAUUUUUAAUUUAUUACAGCAAAAACCAUGCCUGUUCUUUCAAAGAAAACGCACUAAUAAAGUGGAUAAAUCCUGCAGGGUCACAAAAAGGUUCAUAGAGGGUUUCAGACGAGGCAGAGGCCGAUCAUCGACCUUAAAGAAUUAUUCAGUCAUCGUUUGUCACGGCGUGUUUACUUGGGAUGUUAUAUCAUAAUAACUCAAGGUCUCAAGCCUAUAGUAAGAUGUGGGUAGUGGGGUGGAUUGCAUGGUUUAUCUUGUGUAAAAUAAUAAAGCUAGACGAGUGAAUCGUCUGACUUAGACCAUUUAUUGUAAUCUUAUAUGUGUAUUGUAUAUAUUUUUUGUAAGUGUUUCAAUAAUAAGUAUG
Molecule: messenger RNA, 1020 nt
Organism: Sorghum bicolor (sorghum)
Lineage: Eukaryota; Viridiplantae; Streptophyta; Magnoliopsida; Poales; Poaceae
Exons: 2
Coding region: 65-487 (140 amino acids)
Source: RefSeq, a predicted model, not a curated record